Molecule: messenger RNA, 5593 nt
Organism: Funneliformis mosseae
Lineage: Eukaryota; Fungi; Glomeromycota; Glomeromycetes; Glomerales; Glomeraceae
Source: the annotation of a GenBank genome assembly
UAUGUUGCUUCAACAAAUUAGUUCAGGAAAGUCCAAUGGAUUUGUCCAAAGUUUUCAUACCGCAUACUGGGAAAAUUCCCGUUACAUUGUAUAUGGUACAGGUAAUAAACUUGUAAUUUAUAAUGGAUUUUCCGAAUUGAUCCAAACAAUCGAUGCGUCCGAAUUUUUGAAAGGAUCACCGAAUCAAGAUAAAAUUUUUUCUACAGAGAUUUCAGAAUUUGAUGGAAAGAUUGCUAUAACAAUUGGAACAAACGUACUUAUAUUUAAACCAAUUCAAAACAAACAUAUGAAAGUACAAUGGUCUUUAUUGGAAAUACUGGAACAUAAUUAUCCUACAUUUUGCACUUCAUGGAGUUUAAUUAAUGGUCAACUCUUGGUGGGUGGAGGAGCCAUUGUUCUUUGGGAGCAAGAUAAAUCUGGCGAAGAUAAUCAUAACAAAUGGACAAAAAUAUGGGAACAAAGGGUUGCAUCUAAUAUAAUUCAUGCUGAAAUUUCUCCGGAUUCUACAUUAUUUGCUACAGUUGGAGAGUAUGAUAGAUUGGUUAAAAUUUGGUGUUGUCCCCAAGGUGAUUACAAGGACUGGAAAUCCAAAUUUCAUUAUUUGCCACAUCCAAGAUCCGUGACAAACUUGUCAUGGCGUAAAGGUCCAAUUGAACAGAUAAAUUCACAAGGCAGCAACAUUCUUUUGACAGUAUGCAAGGACGGGAUAUGUAGAAUAUGGGCUGCAACGAAUCCCGAAGAACCUCACAAUCUUUAUAUAUGCACAGUAGUUGAUCCUGAACAAUCGUUGGUGACUCUACCUUCUUCAGAAGAAGAAAGAAUUUGUCACGGAGAUCCCGAUUGUUACUCGCCCAUUCAUUGGAUACAUCCAAGAGAAUUUCUGAUAUCUCUGAAAUUGGCUAUAGAUUCUUUUGAUAGUGAAAAAGAACAAACCCAGAUAGGUGCUGGGUUAAAAAAAUUGAAAGAUCUUGCAAAUGAUACACCGGAUUUGUUGUAUCAGAUUCAAAAAGAUGGUUCUAUGGUUAUUUGGGGAAUAAGAAAUGUUUAUUGUAGACCAAGACGUAUUCCAAAAGUUCUCGUUUUACUUCGUGCGUCUCAGGCGCUUCCACCAUCUAAUGCCGAAUAUUUUCAUGGAAGCACAUUUGUGUUUCAUGAUAAUACAAGUUCUGAUUUUAAGAGCACUUCAGUAGAACUUACAAUAUUAGCCCAGAGUCCGCAAGGUCGGAUUAACAAAUAUUCAACUCGACUUGUCGAAGUAUUUGAAAAUUUAUCUCCAUUGCAAUUGAAGUAUUCAUGGAGUGGUCAUCGUGAUCAUGUCAAAACUAUUAUCAAGUCUCCUGGAACUGAUUGUUUCGUUUCACUUACUAAUGAUGGAAAAGAAGCAAUCUUGUGGGAUAUCACGAAGCCUGACAUAUCGCAGCUUGUUGAACAAAUUGGCCCAAAAAUUAUCGAAAAAGCUCCGGUUUAUGUGGACUCGCAAAUCAAGCUUGCAUGCGUGCUUUCUGAUGAGUUUUUGGCUGCAUAUGAUGGAACACGAAUUGAACUUUUUAUGUGUGGUAGCAACUGUGAUAAUUUUCAUAAGACGGUUGUUUUCGAUGAUUACGAUGCUUCUUAUGAAUUGCUCUUAUUAUUUACUUAUCAACACAAGACGACUACAACAUCUUUUCCUACUUAUGUUGUUGGAGUAAGCUCCAAAAAGAAUACAGUUUUUUGUUGGACGUUUUCAUAUGAAGGUCAUACAGGUCCGAUAAUUAAUUUUGUAUCAAAGACUUGUCUUCCUAUUGACAGUCAGGUUACAAUGGCAAUUUCUGUCGAACAGUGGGCAGGGUCUAAUAUAAGACGUUAUCCAUCCGAAAACUUGUCUCCUCCUAUAUUACUAACAUAUUCCGACGAAGGUUAUAUCAGAUAUUGGCAAGCCAAUAUGAAAUAUAAUAGCGACGACCCUAAUAAUGAUAAAGUAUUGUGGAUGGAAGAAGUUGUUUUUGACAUUGGAAAGAAAAAAAAUACUGUGUUAAUCAAAUGUGGCCCACAAGGGAAAGCUGCAGAAAAGGAAAAUGGUUACGAAUUGACAAUAUGGGAAUGUAUAACUAAAAGAUUACCACCUGCCAAAGAUUUUAUAGAAGGAUUUAGUGAAAAGAUUGUUGAUAUAGAUUGGCUUUUCACUUCUAACGCCGAGAUUGUAUUAGCUGUGUCAACGUCACAGAAAAUAUAUAUUUAUACUCAGCUUCGUAAGCAUCAUGUUUCCGAGCGAGGCUCUUGGAUUAUGUUUUCAGAAAUUGAUAAACCUUGUAAUGUUGCACUACCUAUUUCUGCUAUAUCUUGGGGAAGUGGAGGUUCACUUAUUGUAGCUAAUUGUAAUCAGUUUCGUUGUUAUAAUAAAUGGUUAACAGAAGAAAGUAAUAAAAAAGUUUCUAGUAUAACUGGAAUCAUUCAAAAGGAUCCUACAUUAUUUCAUGUUGUUGACCAUUUGAAUGGUCCUUUACCACAUCAUCACCCAACAUUGCUUUUACAACAUAUUCUUUGGGGUAAAAUGGAUUUAGUUAAGCAAAUCCUUGCUCAUCUUUAUAAAUUCCUUAAAAUAUUAAUUGGGUCAAAUAAACCUAUUAAGCGACUCCUUCCCUUACCAUUUGAUAAAUUAUUCCAAGCCCAAGAUGAAACGCCAAAGCCAUCAACAAAAACUCGUCGUUAUAGUAGUCUUUUUGGAGAAGAUAGUGAUGAAGAAGGAUCUCAAGAAACUUUACUCGAGUUUACGGAGGAAACGGCUAACUUCUUGAGUGAACAAUUAAAGGUCAUUUCAUUGCCUGAUUUGUCACAUGUCGAACAAGCACAAUUGCUAGCUUUAAUUGAUACUAUUAAUCAGGUAGAACAUCAAAAACGAAGUUUGGACGAAAAUGGCGUUCGUUAUGUUUUAUUUAUGCGACGGUAUCAUUAUUUAAAUCGGUAUAAACUAUCUUCUGGCAUACGAACACCUGGUUUAAAUUAUCGAGAUAUGAACUGGGCAUUGCAUAGUGAUUCUCAGGAUCUUUUAAUAGAAUACAGUAUCCAAGCAUCUGGCGGGAAAUUUUUAUGGAAAGAUGCAAGAAUACACGGAAUUUUUUUAUGGCUUCGGAGUAAUGAGUCAGUUCGACAACAAUUUGAAAACGUUGCUCGUAAUCAUUACAUGUCAAAAGAAGAGAGAGACCCAACGGAUAGUUCUCUUUUCUAUAUGGCAUUACGAAAAAAGAAACUAUUGUUAGGAUUGUGGAGGACUGCUAAUGCACACAAAGAACAAACUCUCAUGUUGAAGUUCCUUGUAAAUGAUUUUACUGAACCUAGAUGGAAGACAGCAGCUUUGAAGAAUGCUUAUGCCUUGUUAGGCAAACAACGUUAUGAAUAUGCGGCAGCCUUUUUCCUCCUUGGAGAUCGGUUAAAAGAUGCUGUUAACGUGUGCUUAAAGCAUUUAGAUGAUUUUCAAUUAGCUAUCGCCAUUGCCAGAGUUUAUGAAGGUGAAGAAGGCCCUGUUUUGAAGAGUAUAUAUGAAGAUCAUGUCAUUCCAUUGGCAAUAAGAACAGGAGAUCGAUGGUUGGCUAGCUUGGCUUUUUGGUCAUUGAAUCAGAGAGAUAAAGCCGUGAAAGCAAUUAUGGUACCCUUGGAAACGCUGUGUGAUCAUAAGAUAGAAUCAACACCUUUAACCACCGAUUCUCCUGAUGCGGCUUUAAUAGUUUUAUAUAAGCAGUUAAAGGAUAAAUCUAUUCAAACACUAAGAGGAGCAGCAGAAAUAUCGUUUGAUAAAGAAUAUUUCUUUGUGUUAAGAAGUAUUUUUGCUUAUGAUCGUAUGGGAUGUCCGCUAUUAGCUCUUUAUCUUGUACAAACAUGGACUUUUUCACCGCAAUCAGAUCCAGAAAGGCCAGAUCAUAUUUUAAAAUCUAGACGUCGAACAACGAUUUUUGAUAUACCAUUAGCAGCAAGUGAUGAUGUGAUCUCAAAAGGUGUUGUUAAUUUUGAUACAUGGAGUUGGGAUGCACCACUUUCACCAGUUUCGCCGAUUUCCGUUAAACAUAUAACGGAUAAAGCUGAAGAUAUUUUUUCAGAUGAACCAAGUCCUAUGGUUAGUCCUAUCACACCCAAAAGAAUAUCAUUUACUGAUACAACGUUUAAAGAUUCAUCAGAUGAUAAUAAUGUUUGGGGAUGGGAUUCACCUAGACAUUAUCAAAAAGUAAACUCGUUUAAAGCAAAAAAGACUGAUAUCUUUGCUGAAAAGAUUAGUAAAAAUGAUAUUGAAAAAGACUCGGAAAAUAUUACAUUAUUAGAUGAUAUAGAUUUUUAUGAUUAUAAAGUUUCAUUGGUUAAAAGAUUAUGUCAGCAAUUAUUGGAUGCGGUGAUGACUUUCCAAGAAGAACCAGAAUUAUUCGAACAAAAUACCUAUUAUAAUGAUUAUGUUAGCAGAGUCGAACAAGGAUUGGCAACAAUAUGUGAAAAUGUUAAAGUUCCAAUGCCAGAUAUCAAAGAAUUAUUAAUAUCAUAUCCUUUAUAUAAUGAAAUUUAUCAAAUUAAUCAUUUGGAAUUCUAUCAAAAUAACACGAAAUUAAUUUCUGGAGAUGCUGAAGGAAUUAUUAUAAUAUGGGAUAUGAACACUAUGCGUCCCACAUUACAAUUUAAAGCACAUAAUGAAGGAAUUUUGAGAUGUUUGUUUUUAAAUAAUAAAUUGAUCAGUCAUGGCAGAGAUAAUUUAUUAAAAUUAUGGAAAAUUGAUCGGAAUUCUUUAAAUGAUGAUAAGAGGUUUAUAUCGGAGGAAAAGAUUGUAGAAAUAAAGGAUGAUGAUGAUGAGCCUAAACUUGAAAAAUGUCUAUCAGUAAAUUCCUUGAAUUUUUGUAAAUUUGAUUAUUGUUUUAAAGGAGACAAUGAUCAAGAUAUCUUGAUUGCUUUACCAAGUUCAAAAGGAUCUGCUGCUAUCGAUGUGUGGAAUCUUUCAAAUCAACAACGCAUUUUAGGAUUUGAUGGAAAACAGGAGACUGAAGGGUAUUGCAUGGCUAUAAAGUUUUUUCAGCAUCCAACAAAUAAAUCUGAGUAUCUAAUUUUAUCAGCAUAUGAAAAUGGUGGUGUUAUUUUGUGGUCUUUUUCUUCCGAUAAAUCCAAUGAUGAUGAUGUUAAUGAAGAAUUGUUCUCCGAAAGAUUAUGGAGCGUAAAACAACAUAAAGAAACAGUGUUAGCAUUGGACGUUUCGAAAAAUCGAAAAUUUGCAAUCUCGACUGCGGGAGAUAAGAAGAUUGUAAAAUAUAACUUUAAUGAGAACUUUGAAAAAGAACCUUUAAUUAAUAGCAUUACAAUAAAAUCUGCUGGAAUCGCUGAUAUUAAAAUACGAUCCGAUUCAAAAAUUUUUGCUACAGCCGGAUGGGAUUCAAAGAUACGCGUUUUUUCUUCAAAAACAAUGAAACCUUUAGCUAUAUUGUCAUAUCAUAAAGAAAGUGUUUACUCGUUAGCAUUCGCUCAUGUUUUUUCACAGGAGGAUAAUGAUAAUACUUUAAUUGAAAAUGAAAUUGAUGAAAGAGUGUUGAAUCAUUUCCUAGUAGGUGGUGGAAAAGAUCGUAGAGUCACUUUAUGGGAAAUUUAUUAA